Lethenteron reissneri (Far Eastern brook lamprey) is the source of this 4676-nucleotide messenger RNA. RefSeq names its product CXADR-like membrane protein. Gene Ontology annotation, cellular component: plasma membrane. The record is from RefSeq and is a predicted model, not a curated record. Lineage: Eukaryota; Metazoa; Chordata; Hyperoartia; Petromyzontiformes; Petromyzontidae.
GCUGGUGACGUCAGCGAGCUGCAGGCGCGGCGUGAAAAUGGCGGCGUGCUCGUAGCGACUUGGGCGUUGUGCUCCCAAACUCGACACGAGGCAUCCAGUUCCUCACACGCGUAACCGAGGAACUCUGUGCGGAGAUAGAUGCCCACGUAUUCGUUGGGGGCGGGUUGUUUUCUUGCGUUUCUUCUUAAUCUGUUUGUAAUUCAGUCACCGGCGAUGUGGGCACCGAAGAUGUCUGUCCCGGGCCUGCUGCUGGCGGUUGUCUUCUCCUUGGCAGUUCCUCCGGGCACGUUUGGCUCGGGCGGGUUGACGGUGACCAUGCCCACUCUCGAUUUGGAGGCGGCACGGGAUGGAGAGAUCACCCUGCCCUGCACCUACACCAGCACGGUGCCAGACCGCACCAACUUGUACAUCUCGUGGGCCAAGGAAGAGGACAAGAGCGACAAAAUGGUGAUCGUGUACUUGGGGAAGCAGACGUCCGUGUCGGACGAAUACUUCGUUGGUCGCGUGUCGUUCGCCGGAGACUACCUCGUAAACAACGCGGGCAUCAAGAUCACGAAGCUGCGGAAUGAGGACAAUGGCAUAUACAAGUGCAGUGUCACCAACAUGCCAGGCACAGACAACGGGCACAUCAAGCUCAUUGUCCUGGUGGCUCCAACCAAGCCGGUUUUCUCUUUGGAGGGAAAAGCCGAGAUCUACCACGACGUGAAGCUCGUGUGCCGUUGCGACGAGGGUUCUCCGCCACCGACGUUUUCCUGGCGGCGCUUGGACGCCAACGGCAUUCCCGUUGCGUUGCCAGUCGGCUCCGUGGACGACCCCGCCGCCGGAACGCUGCUGCUGAAGAACCUCACGCUGCAGUCGAGCGGCACCUAUGAGUGCACGGCGAACAACAAGGUCGGCAGGGUGGUGACCAACGGCACGCUCUCCGUCACCUACCCCCAGAGCAACGCGAUGAUGUACGGAAUCAUAAUCGGGGCCGGGCUUUUGGGGUUCCUGAUGUUGACCGGCAUCAUCAUCUACUGCGUGCGGAGGAGGAACCGCAAGCGGCGGGAGGAGGAAGGCUACUACAGCGACGGGGAGUAUGAGAUGGAGGGAGAGGAGGAUCGCGAUGAGAAGCGCGACCGUGGCCACGCCGCCGACCGCGACGUCCCGCGAGAGAAGUACCUGGCCGUGUCGCGCGCCACCAAGGACGACGAGCGCAGCGAAAGGGGCGGCGCUCGGCGCUACCGGAACGGCGACGACGACUACUCGGACAGCGAGUCGCGGCGCGGCAACGGGGACACGGGCCAGCGCAGGAACCGGCGAUACUCGGACGACUCUGACGACGAAAGCCGCGGGCGCCAGUCCCGGCAACGGCGCGACCGGGACGGAGGGGACUACGACCGCGAUCGUCCGCACUCCCGCAGCCGCGACCGGGGUUUGGACGACGAUCGCGAUCGCCCGCAUUACCGCAGUCGCGACCGGGGUCUGGACGACGAUCGCGAUCGCCCGCAAUACCGCAGUCGCGACCGGGGUCUGGACGACGACCGCGAUCGCCCGCACUCCCGAAGCCGCGACCGGGGUCUGGACGACGACCGCGAUCGCCCGCACUACCGCAGUCGCGACCGGGGUCUGGACGACGAUCGCCCGCGCAGCCGCAGCCGCGACCUGGAUUACGACGAUCGCGAUCGCCCGUACUCCAGGAGCCGCGACCGUGGCCUGGAUCGCGACGACGGGGAGGGCGGCGAGUACCGCGGGGGCGGGGGCGGGGGCGGGGGCGGGGAGCAAUGGCGUGACAACGGCAACGGCGGCGGCUACGACGACUCGCACUCGGAGACGGCGUCGUCGGUGGCGCGCGACACCAGGCCCAGGCCGCCACCCAACAAACCCAAAAUCAUCCUCGGCAACGCCGACGCGACGGCCGACGUGUGACCCGAGGGUCGCGUGCGACACGCCGGCCCUGGCCCACGCCGCCCGCACGUCUACGCAGCGCACCCGCACCACCUGCAAGACCGGCAACACCUGCGCCACACCCGCACCACCCGCACCACCCGCCACACCUGCCACACCUCUGCCACCAUACCACCGCCCACACCACCUGCACACGAGCCCGAAGCGGUUGCGCUGUACAGCGUUCCGAUGCGGUUCCAGCUUGUUCGGCUCGACGCGUGUCUGGAUUUCACUUUGCGCCACGUUGCUGGGAACUUCUUUCGGGAGUGGAAUUGGAUGAAGUUCCUGGCACGUGGAGCGGAAACGCCGGACAACGCACGGUUCUUGUCCACAUGCCCUGCCGGCCACCUGAGGCCUACCGCUUUGAAAUUAUGUUCUUCCGUCGCCACAAACACCUUCGCUCGUACAAUCAUUACUCGCCCGGCCGUCAUCCAGCAGUGAAGUGACCAUGGCUGGUGAUGAUGCAUGCUUCUUGGCCACACUAAUCAGGUGCUCGAGGGGUAUAUUUUUGAGCUGGCCACACUAGGUCUCUAAUUUUAGCAUGCACUCCUGGCACUUCAAGGGUCUCCUGCAGUGGAUGAAGUGUGACCGCGUGCGCGCGUGUGUGUGUGUCAACACGUGGUUGCCUGCUUAAGAUUUUUUAAUAUCCGUUUCGGUCCUAGGUAAAUAAAAUGUUCCUCACCCCUUUUCUACAGCGUAUACGACGUUUGUAUGCAUCGCCUACACCAUACACGCCCUUCACACCGCAUACAACUAGCCUGUCCACAUAAUCUGCACCAUCUGCAGCUUAUUUAAGAUCGAUAUCGUUUGUAUACUCUAAACAACAUCUACACCCCAUAGACUGUACACUAUUAGUCCAUAAACUGCACAGUCGGCAGCAUCUACACAAACCGUAUUCCACGUUCCACACUCCAUCCACAUGACCUACACCAUGACACCACCUGCAAUUCUCCAUCGUAUCCAUCAUCCACGCCACCACGUCCUUAACAGCAGUGGUGGCAAAUGCACGCAGCGCUGUUAUCCAGUUUGGUGGUUCUCAACUGGCUCUGCGAUCCACCAGGACGGCUGUGACCCAACAAUUUCCCGGAUGGCUUUAACCCUGUAAAGUCCUGCAGACAUUACAUAACUAGCGCCAUCUAUUGCUUGGCGUUAUUCGUUUUUUUAUGAUUUUUUAGUCGGUCAUUUUUCAUUUGCCUUCAGCUGUCUUGGGAAAGAAGGUAGGCUUACGUUAGUGUUUGUUCGAGAUCCACGGUUGGAUCGCCAUCCACAUCGUGGCCACUGUUUUACCAUCCAUUUUUCGUGGUUUUGGGGUUUCUUCGUCGACCAAUUGCCCAAUUUUGCGAGCCGGUUCCCUGCGUGUGGCCGUCGUGUUUGGUGAUGUGAUGACCAAUCGCGGCUACGAUUAAAACAUUGCCUUGAUUUAGGCGAGCAUCCUCUUGCUGAAAUGUCAUGCAAUUAAGGCGUUAAAGAGACCUUAUAUUUUAUUAUUUUCUUUGCGGUUAUGCAUUAUUCGAUGUUUUUGUCUGAUUUUAAAGAGCAGGAUUUGGUAGCGGUCGUUUGGGAAAUUAUUUGCAAAGUGGAUGUCUGUAUAAUAUUUUAUACGUGUGCCAUGGGUGUAAACAUCGCCACUUGUGAUACAAAGGCGGCCGGGCGUGGUGCUGGCCACCCCACCCCCAUGUGCGCCGUACCGGCCUUCAUAAGUGCUCGCUAUCGGCACGUGCCUCCAAAAGUCUGUUAAAGCAACACGGGGAGGUCUGUGCGAAACUCGCGUAUUGCUCGGACUUAAUCAAAUCCCAUCUGACACCUCAGGUACAUGACUCCAGUAGAGUUCAAAUCUGCCGGCGUUCCUCGUGCUCACUUCCACCGAACGCAACGGCGCCAUUUAAACCGCGUCACCACUCAGGCGCUGCGUGAAUUGGCGCUCUUCAACCGAAUCGUUUGCCUCCGUGCUCGCCGUCCCAACUCGCGUGGACGUUCCCGCCGGUGCGGUCCAGUGCUCCCCUCCGUGCCUGGUUCCGAUUGUAUCGUCACUUGUUUCUUUCGCGGUGCCACCGGCUGUAAAUUUUUUCCUCUCGCGCGCUGGAAGUUUAUGUUAUUUUCACUCCCCGAGGUUCUGGCACACGGUGCGAAACGUUGGACAUUGUGCAACCAAACGCACGUGGGUUAUGACGCGUGGCUUUCCUGUCUCAUUAGUAUCGGUUUUUUUUCAAACGGCAUAUAGAUAGCAAUGUAUUUUAAUAAUUAGUACAUCGAUUCUCAAACGCACGAUUACAGAAGACGUAGCACGAGCGUAGGAAACGGAUUUGAUCUUGACUCGAUACGCACACUCGGGCCUAGUGCCGUCUUAGAUCCUAAAAUCUAAGAAAUAAGUGAGAUUCAUUUUUCAGUGCAUUCGUCAUAUCGCGGUCUUAGUGGAAUAUUUGGCCAUAGCUUUUGUAACUUUAUAGCUCAUUAAACUCGUUGAAUAAUAAUCCGUAUCCUCGUUUGUAUAUUCUAAUCGUGUUUCUGUGCCGCGAGUUGAUUUUUUUUUACUUUGUUGUAAUCAAUCACUCCUAUCUGGCUGUAGAAGCCCUACGCAACUGUUUAGUGAUAAGGAUCUGAAUUGUUUUGUUUAGAAAGUGGCUUUUACAAAGAUGGGCUGGGGAGAUUGUAGUGUGUCAUGUGUGCAGUAGGGGUGGCAGUGUCGCGGUUAGCGCACUGCAUGCAGGCGGGUGGGGGUCUUUACCUAUUAAAGGUCUGCAUUUCUAAAA